AUUUAUAAGUAUUUCGGCCAUGAUAGAGCGCCAAAGAUGUAGUCUACGACGAUGAUGAAAUGUCAUCGAUUGGAUUGGAUUGAAAGCUUCAUACCUUCAAUUAAAUUUACAGUAAAAUACCCAAAGCAUUAAAGUUACCGACAAUCUCCAUUCAUUUCAGUCGGUUUUUGCUUUGUGUCUGUUCAUCAUGCCACCGAACAAGAGUAAAAGACCAUGCAGGGAGGAAGGAGAGGAAGUGGAAAAGAAAAACAAGAGGCCAAGACUAGAGCAAGAAGAAGAAGACAUGGACAUAGGUGGAUUAAGAAGUCCGGCAUCAUCCCACAACAAGCCAGCUGAGUUAUUCCGUAAGGAUCUGAUUAGUGCUAUGAAGAUGGCUGACACAGAACAACUAGAUGUGGAGGACUACCUCCUGAUUGCUGACCCGUGGAGACAGGACUGGGAGAAAGGUGUCCAGGUGCCAGUCAACGAAGACAGAGUAAAGGAGGCCUGUAUCAAAGAAGUGAAAGACAAUGAUAAAACAGGCGGAGAUUUUAAAAUACCAAGGAAAUACCUACAUGGUAUGAAAGACGAAACAUUCCAGCAAGGAAUUCAUGAAUUGACGGGCAUGCAGCAGUUAGCAGACCAGGUGAUUCGUUAUGAUUUGGAUGAUCUAGAUGUUUGCUGGUUAAAUCUGGCAAACGAAGUGAGAGAAGAGACUUCAGAAAUAUUGAUUGAUGAAUGGGUGAUGGAACAAGUCAUUGAAGCUCUGGAAACUCAGUGCCAUGAAGUGAUGCAGAUAAAAAUGAAGACAGAGGAAGGACUGGGGAUUGAGUACGAUGAGGACAUUGUUUGUGCUGUGUGUGCUUCGCCAGAAAGUGAAGAAUGUAAUGAGAUGGUUUUCUGUGAUGGCUGUGACAUUUGUGUACAUCAGGCUUGUUAUGGUAUCCAGAAGAUUCCUGAAGGAAGUUGGUUGUGUAGAACAUGUGCCCUGGGCAUCAAACCGACCUGUAUUCUGUGUCCAAAGACAGGGGGUGCCAUGAAAAGUACACGGGCUAGUCGGUGGUCAUUGAUUUGCUGUCUGUGUAAGGAGAGAUGUGGGGCCUGUAUUCAGUGCUCAGUUAAGUCCUGUAAGACAGCGUUUCACGUCAGCUGUGCCUUCCAGAACAACUUGGAGAUGAAAACAAUCCUCACAGAUGAAGUAGCUGAUGAUGGUGGAGUCAAGCUUAAGGCCUAUUGUCCAAGACAUAGCAAGAAGGGAGAGAGAAGGAAUUCCGAGUCAGACUCAGAAUCUCCAAGGAAGAGUAUAGGAGGGUCCCCCAGAAAGGAGCUGUCAGAUGAAGAAAUAGCCAAAAUGAGGGCAGAAAAAAUGCAGCAGCUAAAUGAAGAUUUCUACACCUUUGUGAAUGUUGAGGAAAUUGCAAAGCAAUAUAACCUUGAUGAGAGUGCUGUAGAAAUGAUUUGUGUUUAUUGGAAGCUCAAGAGAAAGGCUCAGUUUGACGUACCUCUGUUGACUCCUAAGAAGGAGGAGGAGGACCUCCUGGAGAAACAACAGGAGGAUUCUCUGGUGGCCAGGAUGAAGAUGUUUGUCCAGCUCAGACAGGAUCUAGAGAGGGUACGUAAUCUCUGUUACAUGGUUAGCAAAAGAGAGAAGAUGAAGAAACAAUUCUACAAAGACAGAGAAGCAGUAUUCAUGGCCAUGAACAAAAUGUUAACGAAUACCAAGUUUAAUUUGGCUCAAAGAGAAGUGAACAAAAUCGUGGACAUGUACCAUUUUGAUAGUAUCUAUGAUACUAAGGUCUUAGAGACUGUGAGGAUUCCUCCUGAAACUGCUGAGGAUGAGGAAGAAGAAGGAAUUGAGGAGGAGGAGAUGAAACCUAAAGUGGAGGAUCUUCUGCUGAUGCCUGCUGAAACAACAGAGGAAGAUCCACAGGAUCAGAAGCAGAGUAAAUCGAAGAAGUCAAACGUCAAGUUACCAGAUAAAUCUCCAAAGUCUCGGAUUAGGCAGAAGAAGACACUACGCAGGAGAAGUCGGAAAGAGAGCGAAGCAUUCAAGGAGAUGUCGGAUGAUGGGGACACGGAAAUGACUGAUGUUGAUUCUCUGUGCAGUGAACCAAGACUGACUGGAGAGUCGAGGUCUUUACGCUCUCAGAAGUCUCCGGGCAGCUCAGUGUGUGAAGUGGAAAUGGCAGUGAACCAGCACAACAAGAGAAUCUCACCAGAGAAAACAAAGCAGAAGGAAUAUGUGGAGGAAAUGAAGCCACAAGUAGAAGUCAGGCAAAGGGCAAGAAGGGAGUCGUUCACAAAAGCAGAAAGGGAAUUACGCAGAGUUACCAGGAUGGAGUCCAGUGAUGAAUUGAGUGUCCCAGAUAUAGUGACAAGUUCAAAGUCAAAUGUGGUGUCUGACAAAGUGAAAGAGGAGGUUAAUGCCUACUUACGAAGCUCAAAACUUGUUAUAUCAGACAAAAUAAAAAACAGAGUCCAUAGGGGCUUGGAAAGGAGCAGGUCACAAAUUGCAAACAUUGCAAGUGGCUAUGUUCAGACAUCUUUGGACACCUUGUUUAAAAAUAGACUAGGUACUAAAUCACCAAUUGCAAAGUGUCCCAGCACUAGAUCACCCACUCCAAAAUCUCCUGUCUCACGUGUUCUCAAUGAGAUCUCACCAUCUCGAACGAGACAUGGUUCUAGCAAUAGCAUUUGUCGAUCUCAACCAAGCUCUCCCAAAGAGACAAAAACCAUUUCUGAGGGCAUCUCAAAUUCGAUGGAAAAAAAUCUCAUUGGCAGUCCAUCAAGAGAAACACGAAGUGUACGCAGGCGUAUCGAUAACGUGUUUGAUGUAUUUCACAUGGACUUUGGUCGAAAGAGCAGCAGAGAAAAUUCACCGGAGAGUUCGGUGCGCAGUUUUAGACAGCUUAGGUCCCUGUCCCCAGCCUCUAUAAACAGUGAGCUGGUGGAUGUGGAAAACCUUUACGAAUCUGAUAAUACUCUAAAGCGAAUUACCAGAAGUCAAGGCCUGGACUCUGCCGAGAAUUCUAGAGACUCGUUUACAAGUUCACGCAGUGGUAAAAUGCAACCACCGCCCCGAAAGGUAAAAUACACCACUGCACUCAAAAACAUCCACUCGGAGCAGGUGAGCAAACUACAAAGCAAAGUACAGCAGGACUGCGAUUUACUGGAUGACAUCAGAAAUUUUAGCAGACAGAGAUCUAUCAUAGAAAAGGAAUAUGGACAGGCUCUGUUGAAACUGACCACAGGUUUAUUAAAGAGAGAAUUCCAAGCCACACCAGAUCUUCAGAAUGAGGAUGGAAUAGAAUCAAAGACUGCAUUAGAAGUAUGGAGGCUGAUCUUGGAAGAGACAGAGAAGCUGGCCAAGGCCAGACUCCAAGUGGCUGAAAUUCUCAUGGAAGGGAUUGCCGAGCCAAUCAAACCUUACCGCAUGGUCAAGCAGCAAAUUCAGAAAAGGCUGAUGCCACAAUUAAAUGUUCUACAAAAUGAGGUUGGACAAACAGUAUUAGAGAUGGCAAAGGCCCAGAAAGAAUACAGUAUGGAGGAAAGUUUGGCCCAUGAUGCCAGAGUCAAAUCAGAAGAACUCACUCAAAAGCUAGCCAAAAGAUCGUCAGGAAUAUUCCAGUCUAAGACAAGUCUACAAAAACAGUGUGCCAAGUUUACAGCAAGACGAGAUGCGUACAAUGCCAAAUCAGUUUUAGCUCGCAAUGACUACCUUCUUCACAUAGCAGCUGCUAAUGCUCACCAGUCUCAUUACUAUAACACAGAUCUCCUACAGCUUAUGAAAGCUCUAGAUGGAGAUAUGUAUGAAAAAAUACUGGAAUACUUUCACACCAUGGGCAAAGCUUUAUUGGAUGUUAGUAGUAUGGAGAAGUCAGCCAGUGAAACCAUUACUAAACAGGCAGAUAUGAUAUGCCGAGAUUUUAAUCAUCAAGUCUUUAUGUACCGUAAUCCAGUUUAUACGGAGCCUGUGCAAUAUGUAUUUCAACCUUGCCAAAAUGAUGAGUGCAAUACUUUAUCAAAAGAGCAUAAUGGGGGCCAUCAGCUGGACAAGGAAGCCAGGAAGUGGGCAACAAAGAUCGCCAAGGAAACACGCUCCUUACGACAAAACAGAAAAACCCUCCAGGCAUUAGAAAACCUGUUAAGGGGGGAUAAGGCUUCUGAUGGAAGCAACACCUCGGAGAUACAGGAACUGGAGAUGAAGAUUGAUGAAAUGAGAGAGGUCAUACGAAAAUCAGAGAUAGGAAAAGCAAAAGCUGAAGCAAGAAUAGCAUUAUUGAGGAAGAAAGUGAAUGUUGACGAGUGGUUGGCGAGUGCCCAGGCUGAGAGUUUGCGGGCUGAAGAGGAGGAACAGUCCCUCAGAUCCAGCCAGGGUUCUGUCUUCACAGACAGCUCAAUAAAAAGUGAUGAAGAGCCAACAUACACAAAUUACGACUAUGACGAUGAUUUUCUUGAUGAUGAACCAAGGAGAGAGAAGAGCAUAGUGAAUUAUGAGAUGGACACCUACAGCAACUUUAAUUAUACUAGUCACUACCCACAACAGUGCAGAGCAAUCUACGAUUUCCAGGGCUCUAAUGUGGAUGAGCUAAAUUUGCGAGAGAAUGAGGAGUUGGAGAUAAUUGCUGACGGUGACGGAGAUGGUUGGCUGAGAGCCAGGAACUCAGAGGGCCUUAUAGGGAUGAUCCCCUCCAACUACAUAGAAAUACUGGGGUCUAGGGGCUCUGUAUCUAGUGGUGGAAAUAUGGAAAUGUCAGGAAAUGGUAGCCAUGUUGACAGUGGUUGCUACAAUGACAGCACACAGGAAGUGAUGUCAUACUCAUCAGGUGACAUGGAAGUUCAACAUACAACCAAUCAAAUGCCAGUGGAUAAUCACAUUCCAUUAGGAGAGGGUUCCUGGGCCAGAGCUAUAUAUGAUUAUGAAGCAUGUUCAGGUGAGGAGUUGUCUUUCAUAACAGGCACUCUGAUCCGAAUUCUUCGUAAGGACGAGAACGGAGUUGAUGAUGGAUUCUGGGAAGGAGAGUUAAAUGGGAGGGUAGGGGUGUUUCCCUCCCUAGUUGUAGAGGAGCUAGGUGUGGAUGGGAAUAAUGGCAUGAUGUCACCAGAGGAGUACCCUCCUCCUCCCAGUUUUGUACCCCCUCCCCCCGUGACCAUUACUGCUGCCACCCCCGAGUCUGAACACCCUCCCUCAAUAAACUCAGGAUACAGUUUAAGGAAAGAUGUAUCAAAUGGAGAUGACCAGGUUGGUCAUAAGAGAGUGCGAUUUCAGGAAAGGACCCUAAAGAAUUACACCCAGCUAAAAUCUCGGCAAUCAGGUCCCAGAUCACAAGAAGAAAUAUGUGUGUUUGAUGCGGAGUUUGGUGAAGAGGGAGAAGAAUCUCUGGUAUGAUGUCAUCAGAGUAUUGAUAGACAUAGGAAUCUCUGGUAUGAUGUCAUCAGACUAUUUAUGGACAUAGGAAUCUCCUUCUCUGCAUUAUAUAUUCCUAUAUUUUAGUGCUAAAUGUAACAUUCUUAGAUACAUGUAUUAGAUUUUGGUUUAUACUGUGUACAACAUGUUUUGUGAAAUUUGCACAAAGGGGAUUGAAAAUUUGAGAGAAUUUUUAAAAGCGUUCAAUAAAGGCCUAAAAGAAAAAUUCAACAUAUAAUCUUUUUACAGUAUAUACAUGUACCUUUUAGUUAUCAUAUUCAAUUGAUUAUAUAAACAUGUAACUUGGUAUAUAAUUUAAUUAAUAUCACAUGUAAUAGAAAUUUAAAAUGGAAUAUGUAUUAAUUUGCACAUAGAUAUUUUGAAAAAAUUAACAAUGGUUUUUGGUGAAUGAAUUACCUAUUACUUAAGUGUAUUGAUUGAGUGUUAAAAGAAUGGAGAAUUAAGGCAAGGAUUUAUACAUUUAUCAGGUAUCCAAUAUUUAUGCAAACAUAAUAUUACACUGAAAUCCAGAAAAGAUAAAAAGAUUGAAUACUGUACAUAGAUACUAUACAAAAUUAUAGAUCUUACUAUGUAAGAACUUAGUUUCCCAUAUUUGUUGUCACACCCCCCUUGAGAAGGUGUUAUUAUGCAUGCAUUAUGCACAUUACCCAUUAUGCAAUAUCAUCAUCUGCACAUUGAAUAUUGUUUAGUGUUGUGAGACAUUUCAAAUCAUAUCCUCGAGAAGUUACAUACAUGUAGGAGUUGUGGUUCUUGAUAUUGUUUUCAACUGAAUAUUGCAUUGUUACUUCUUUUGCAGUCCUCAAAAUAAUUUCAUUCAAAGGUUUUUCCAUUUUUUGAGACUUUAUUAAAUACAAAAAAAAUCAUCAGAAUUAUUACAUAUUAAAAUCCAUGAGAACAUAAGUAAGAAAAAAGGUUUUCCAUUUUCCACAUUUAGUUGUUGUUUUGUAACCCACUGUGCCAAACGUUUCUACAGUAAUCAUGGCUAUCAUUAUACAUGACACAGUUUAUUUUAUAUGUACAUGUACUUCAGUUGUUGCAGUGUUUCAAUUUAAGAAUUUUCAAUAACAAUCUGAUUUAGCUCAUAAUGAAUUAGACCAUUAGUUGAUGAAGCUUUUUUCAGGGGCUUUUAUUGUAAACUUAAGUGAAAUAAUAUGAAAUUGUACAUUUUAUUAUGUUACGGGAACAUUGUUUUCUUGUGGUGCAUUUAUGUGAAUUAAACAAAAAAAUCAGUCAAUUUUUUUCCGUGCCAUACUAUUUUGGGGGUUUGUAAUUGUUUAGAUGAAAGGUCAGGCAGAAAAUACAAAAUUCAUGAAUGUUAUUGUUUUGGAAUCUUUUAAAGACAUUUUCAAAUGUUGGAGGGGUGUCUCUAUACAUUUGUUUCAUUUGCAAUUAUAUAGGUGACUUGCAGGUCUUUUCUGUUAAUGAAUUGCUGUAUUGUUAUUAUUUUUAUAGAUGUUUUUGAUGCAUUCCAACUUUUGAUUAUAAUUUAAUUACUUUUUUUUUAAACAAAGCAAGAAGCUGAGUUUGAUCUGAAUAUUAUCA
Messenger RNA from Saccostrea cuccullata (small rock oyster), 6949 nucleotides. RefSeq lists its product as uncharacterized. The record is from RefSeq and is a predicted model, not a curated record. Gene Ontology annotation, biological process: neuromuscular synaptic transmission; regulation of actin filament polymerization. Lineage: Eukaryota; Metazoa; Mollusca; Bivalvia; Ostreida; Ostreidae. Bases 188 to 5368 code for a protein of 1726 amino acids. The transcript is spliced from 36 exons. Gene Ontology annotation, molecular function: protein binding. Gene Ontology annotation, cellular component: neuromuscular junction; recycling endosome.